ACAAUCCAUUCUGGCAAAGUCGUGCAAGCGCAGGUCGGCGAGGACCCGUCCCGGCGUUGUUUUGCUGAGUUCUUUGCCCCGGACUCCCGGAGCGAGCUAGGGCACACCGUAUCAUCUCUCGAAGCUUGUAACAAUUAAAUUACCGCACGAAACAACGUUUUGGGCUCGGGGGGCUCCAGAAUGGCCGUCGUAUGCAAGUGGGGACCGGUGGCGCCGGCCCUGCGGGCUCUCACCCUGGAGGACGUCCGUGCGGCCAUGCAGCAGGUGGGGCCCAGCGCAGGGGUGCCCCUGGCCCAGCAUGUCCGCCGCCACCGAGCUCGUGUCCGAGCUCAAGCGGUGGAACGAGGCCUUCGGCGAGGGCGGCAAGCGCAAGCAGGCCGCGCUGCCGUACUUAAUCAGGUAAAAGCAGCUGGCUGGUGGGAGGCCCAAGGAGGAGGUCAUCGUCAGCUGGGCAACGCCGACACUGGCUAUGGAGGUUGCAUCAGCAGGUCAGGUAGAGGUCCAAACCGGACGCUGCUACACCUGCUCGUGGACAAGUACGCGCACCUGGUGGUGUACGUGGACGAGUACUACACCAGCCAGGUGUGCGCAAGCAACGUGUGGACAGCGUCUGCUCGGGCCGUGACGCCAACUCUGCGACGAACAUGCGGCACGCGCUGAUGGAGAUGCUGCUUGGUAGAGCGCGGCCUGCGGCCCUGCGCCGCGGUGGAGGCGGCGGCGAUGGUGACGGUGGAGGGCCUGGCCCCAUCAUCAUCAUCAUCAGCAGCAGCAGCGGCAAAGGGCCUGGCGGCAGCAGCCCUGGGCCCAGCAGUUGCGGCGUGCAUGUGCGUGGCGGAGGGGGCGAGCAAGGCCACGUGGAGGAGGACAGCGCGGCGCCGCCCAAGAAGCGGCGCCGGCGCGCAGGUUGAGGCCGGCCGGUGUCUAGUUCGGGUCUUUGCUGCUGGCGAGCAUAGCACCGCACAGUAUGUGGUAGGCCGCAACAGUGAGGAUUUCCUGCUGUUUGGUUGAUUGCUGGCUGUGCUGUUGCUUGGCAGCGGGACACACCUUGGCACAUGGCGGGCCAUGCCUGUACGAACUGAACCCGGCUAUUUCCGUGAGAUGAGGCAGACGCUUGCGGCCUCAGACUAGAGACGUGGCGUGGGCUCAGCCCACUUUUCCCAUACAAGGGGAACCACUAUCUUGACUUGUGGAUGACGACAAAGUACUGCUGAAGAGCGUCAGCACUGAGCUGCUACGGAACAUUCAGGCAACAGGGACCCUGGAGGGGAUCACCAGCGCGAGUGGGGCGGCUGUUACGAGGCGCUACGUGCGUGCGUGGCGGUCGGCGGGCAGGGAGGUGUGAAAUGUCGUGGUUGAGGUAACACAAGGUAGGGGAGCGCAGCGCGCUGAUUAGGGCGGCAGCGCUGGUCCGUUCGGCUGGUGCAGUAGUGGCACCAUACCUGACUUUGGUCGGGUGUGCUAUGCGCAAGGGGCAGUUGCUCGCUUUUGAGGAGCUGCGAGGGAAGGGGCUACGGCCGCGAUCGAAGGGAGGCGCGGGCAUUUCAUGCCCAGACACGUAAUGCCUCGUAGUAUGCUGAUCUGCUUUGAUCGCGCCUCCGGACUCAAAGGAGUUAGUGGGGCCGCAUGGACUUCAAGCCGUGUAACAUGCUCAUGCU
Chlamydomonas reinhardtii is the source of this 1655-nucleotide messenger RNA. RefSeq lists its product as uncharacterized. Lineage: Eukaryota; Viridiplantae; Chlorophyta; Chlorophyceae; Chlamydomonadales; Chlamydomonadaceae. The record is from RefSeq and is a predicted model, not a curated record. The coding region runs from base 181 to 660 and encodes 159 amino acids. The transcript is spliced from 4 exons.